AAUAUUUUGGAUAUGAGAUCCUCUUUAUAGGCUGGGCUGUGCAAAAAGGUCGGGCAAUUUGUAAUGCUAUGAAGCACUGUCUGCUUUCAAACACACACGGAUGGGUUUUCUUUAUUUUUUUCUCGUCUCAGUCUUAUCGAUCAUUAAUUCAUGUGAAAAGACGGAUAACCUGAUAAUAGAACUAGCAAUACCGGAUGUCCCCACGUUACCAUAUUGUGAUUGAACCAACCAAUCCAGGUCUUGUAGAGAUCAGACAAUGAUACAAAGGAAACGAAACAAGGAGACAUGCGAGUGUAUUAAGGAAGCGGCUGUGAUUUUAGUAGCUUACAGUCAGUCACAUGUCUAUCUUGUAUUGAUCGUAUGAAUAUCGCGUUCAAACAUGACAGCUGGAUCCAGCCAGCGGAAUGCAGCAGUGGUCUUAUUGAUAUUUCAUUUAUAUUUAUAUGGGAGUUAUCAACUGACUGAGUUACAGGUAUGCCAUCUCUGCAACAGAACAGUGCAGAAUAGCACCGCUCUGGACCAGUUCUGUUCCGCGUCUGCGGGCUUGGUUGACGGAUGCUGCUGCCUGCUGCGAAAAGAAAACAGCAGCAAUGCUGACUACGUCAUCGGGUUGGACCUAUCAAACUGUUCUCUAAGUCAUGUCAAGGACCUUCAAGAGGCAUCAACAGCUGCAAUGAUAGAUAUCUCACUGAACCCCAUAGUUCAGCUGAACAAUUCACUGUUUCAAGGCUUCAUCCAGUUGGAUAACCUGAUUCUGCCUGUCAACCUGACCUGUCCAGGAGGCAAUGCAUCAUGGAAUAAAAUGGAGGUCAAAGGGGACACUCGUCACUGUGAAGGACAGAAGGACAUCUGCAACCAGACCGGACAUCUGUCAUUGAACUGCCCUGAGAACUCCCUCUGUGCAGCGUAUGGCCCGGGCUUCUUUGAGUGUAGCUGUGUGGACCACUUCCAUGGAUACAAGUGUCUCCGAGAGGGGAAGUUCCCUAUAAUCAAGGUGUUCGGGAUUCUAGGGGCCUCCACAGUCCUGGUCUCCAUCCUGCUAUGGGUCACCCAGAGACGCAAGGUCAAAUCUGCCUGAGGUUGUACCCACUCCCCUGGUCUGAGGCCUGGUCCUGGGACUCUAUUUGGGAAAACACUUGUCUUCCAGUGAUGCUGACAUGAAGAGACAGGGGUGGAAAAAUGUGACCAUUUUAAAAAAACUGACUUUAGCGUGGAAAGUCAGCGUAUUCUAUGGAGGUAGUUGUAUCAUUGACCUUUAUAGUUUCAAUCAUCUGUUUUGAUGGGGUUGUUAAAUCUUUGUUUUAUCACCACAGAUGUUGCAAUCGUUGUAGCCUUUAAAAACAUAAAAAAAAAAAAAAAAACAACCUUGCAGACAUUUCCCUAGAUCAACAUGAAAUCUAAGAGAUUGUGAUGCGGGACAAUACACGACCUCACUUUAUGGUCUACAGUAUGUGCCAAAUCGUGUUUUAUAAAAAUAAAAAAGUUGACUAAGAUGCUUGGGGCCAGUUUCCCGGGACAUCGACUAAAGCCUCGUACAGGACUAAAACAUCUAUUUCAAUGGAGAUUCUCCACCGAGCAUGUUUUUAGUCCAGCACUACGGUUAAUCUGUGUCUGGGAAAUCAAACCUUAUACUUGAUCAAUGAAGCAUGAAUAGUAG
Messenger RNA from Oncorhynchus mykiss (rainbow trout), 1657 nucleotides. Its product is annotated as all-trans retinoic acid-induced differentiation factor. The record is from RefSeq and is a predicted model, not a curated record. Gene Ontology annotation, biological process: positive regulation of osteoblast differentiation. Gene Ontology annotation, cellular component: intracellular membrane-bounded organelle. Lineage: Eukaryota; Metazoa; Chordata; Actinopteri; Salmoniformes; Salmonidae.